AUAAUUAUAGACGCGUGGACAGUUUGUAGGUCAGAAUAAAAUUUUCGAAACAUCUGAGUCCAACAAAGUUUUUUCUUUUAUAGUAAACGGAAAAUACUAAGAAAUUAGAACGUGAAAUUCGUAAACGAUAUUUGUUAGUCGAGUCAAAAUUCAACUAUUUAUCAGUUGACUUAUCAAACUUACCUUUCCUGUUUGUGCUCGCGCUUGCGUUUGGAUUUUUAUUGUUAGAAAAUCAGACAAUUAAUUUCUACACAACAAUGGACGCAGAACGAUGUGUUAUGGUCGAAGCGAGUAACCACUUGGCAAAAUCAUCAUCGUCUCUACACUCACCAGUAAAUAUCCAAACUGGGCUCAACGACGAUUGCUUGCAGGAAAUUUUCGGACAUUUGGAUACAUUAACAGAUUUCGUGAACGUGGCCGCAGUGUGUCAAAGAUUCCGACAAAAUGCGAUGCACUGUUAUCCAUUGCGCUUCAGACGUAUCAAUAUUUCAAACGAUAAUCGCAAGUCUUCUGUUCAUCCACACAGUAUAUCAAGUUGCUUACGGAUAUUCGGUCAUUUGAUCAAGUCAAUCGACUUGAUUUGCAACAACUUUGAUUUCGAAAGAGAUGAUGAUAACCGAAAAGAAUACAACUUCAUAGAACCUUCUAAGUUUCGAAAAAUCGAUCUGCUCAAAUUGAUUUCUGAUUACUGUGGAGAUAAUUUGGUCGAGUUGCAAAUUUCAGAAGGAACUGAUGUGGUCUUCAAUAUAUCAAGAAGUUCUCAAUUCCAAGUUCUGCAGAGACUACUCAUAAUAUAUACCAAAAAUGUUAGAUUAGCUGCAUUCAAAGAACUGAAAUGUUUGAAGUUAAUUGCAAACGAUUCCGUAAAUUUCGAUUGUGUCGAUUACCAAUUUCCGAAAUUAACGGCCAUUCAAUUCCAUUUAAUACGAGUCCUGGACGAGUCCUUGUUUAUCGAUUUUCUAACGGCAAAUCCACAAAUUCAAAAUAUUCGUAUUUCUGGUUGUCAAUCGCUGUCUAGUCGCAUUCUUCAAAACAUCGAAAAUCUACAACCGAACCUCCAGCACUUAGUCUAUUCAACGACCCCAGGAGACGUCGGUAUUGAAGACAAUGUUUUGCAUUUGACUAAAUUGGCAAAUUUAAAGAGUCUGACUGUGCAAGGCUUUCAUCCAAUUUAUAAUCUUAUUAACCUGCUCGCUGAUCGAGAAGUACCAAUUGAGCAUUUGAAAAUUUCUUUUUCCGAUGCCGUCAAAGCUAUGUCCAGUUUGACUAAGCUCCGCUCAUUGUUCGUCCGUUUUUGUGAUAAGGAAACAGCAUAUUAUUUGAUUAACAAUAUGCCUGCUCUGAAAGAAAUUGACAAAAUUCGAGUUGAACAUCUAUGGGAUGUAAUUGAAAUAUUGAGAACAUCCAAACAGCUGACGGUUAUCGAUUUUAUUGUUGUAAACGAAGUAAACGUCGAUGUGAAUCGUUACAAUUCGAUUUUGAAUCUUGUUAAAAAUCGAGUAAAAAUUACGGUAAGGACCAAUGGCCAACUUGAUGUUCAUCAAAACAUCCUCGAUUUGAACGCAGAAUGGUUGUUGUGGAAAGCAACCAAUAAUGAUGACUGACAACUUUUUAAAUAUAUUUUUGAUCUAUUUCAUUGUUGAACUUCCGAAGCAUCACUGAUACAAAUACCUACAUUUGAUCCCAAUUUGUUUUUACAUAAAUGCUGUAUUCCUAAAGAAUUGUCAAAUUUAGACCAUUAAUAAAUCGAUUACUCAAUA
Molecule: messenger RNA, 1760 nt
Organism: Bradysia coprophila
Lineage: Eukaryota; Metazoa; Arthropoda; Insecta; Diptera; Sciaridae
Source: RefSeq, a predicted model, not a curated record